AUGGUUCCGCACACAAACGAACGAACAUCGAGGAAUAUUAUGCCUGACGUGAGUACCAGUGAAGAUUCCAAUAAGAUUCUGAAACAGGCCAGUGAGGCCUUGGACCACGAGGAGGUUCAACCUUUUUUGCAACGCCUCAAGGAGCUCAAGGAGCGAUACAACGCCAUGAAGAAACCCGAGGCCCUGUGA
Molecule: messenger RNA, 189 nt
Organism: Cladocopium goreaui
Lineage: Eukaryota; Dinophyceae; Suessiales; Symbiodiniaceae
Source: the annotation of a GenBank genome assembly